This is a messenger RNA of Pseudomyrmex gracilis, 1171 nucleotides long. It is a transcript of the gene RFeSP, whose product is annotated as cytochrome b-c1 complex subunit Rieske, mitochondrial. Bases 89 to 919 code for a protein of 276 amino acids. The record is from RefSeq and is a predicted model, not a curated record. Gene Ontology annotation, molecular function: 2 iron, 2 sulfur cluster binding; quinol-cytochrome-c reductase activity. Gene Ontology annotation, cellular component: membrane. Gene Ontology annotation, biological process: mitochondrial electron transport, ubiquinol to cytochrome c. The transcript has 4 exons. Lineage: Eukaryota; Metazoa; Arthropoda; Insecta; Hymenoptera; Formicidae.
UCCCGCGGCGUAGUAGUGUAGCAUCGUUUUGCGACGGGGAUCUGUCGCUCCCGUUCAUUCUUACGAGCACCACGUUUUUCCCGUAAAAAUGAAUGUGAUCGCAAAAUCGUCGACUCUCGCACCGUUUCUGCGGGCCACGGCAACGGUCGUCUCGAACGGCGGGGUGCCUGUGACUGCGACCGGUAAAACACACAAGCCGAAGGUUACGAUUCCGCCUACUGUGAAACGAACCCUCGGACAGACUCUCUAUCAAGAUCUUCUAAGCGGACCUACAUGCAUAAACUCAGGAGUCGCAGUCAGCACACAGGUGCAUCAGAGACGUUUGGCGCAUACGGACGUGCAAUGGCCAGAUUUCACCGACUAUCGCAAAGACGAGACCAAGGAUCCGAAAACAAGAUCGAGUGACAGCGCGGAACAACGAAAGACCACGUCCUAUCUUGUGUCCGCUGGUGCCGGUGUGGCGGGCGUCUAUGCCGCGAAGACGGUAGUAACAGACCUUGUUGGCAUGCUGAGUGCAACCGCUGAUGUACUCGCUAUGGCGAAAAUCGAGGUGAAACUUGACUCUAUUCCCGAGGGCAAGAGCGCUGUCUUCAAGUGGCGCGGAAAGCCUCUGUUUGUAAGACACAGAGAUCAAGCGGAAAUCGCGAGGGAGACCCAGGUGGACGUCGCGAGUCUUCGCGAUCCACAGGAGGACAGCGUUCGAACGAAAGACCCCAAGUGGCUGGUAGUUCUGGGCGUCUGCACGCACUUGGGAUGCGUACCUAUCGCGAAUGCGGGUGAUUUCGGCGGUUACUACUGUCCGUGCCACGGUUCCCAUUACGAUGCCAGUGGUCGAAUUAGGAAAGGGCCUGCUCCUCUGAACCUCGAGGUUCCACCUUACGAGUUCGUCGAGGACGGCAAAGUGCUUAUUGUUGGUUAAUGAUUAUUUCCAAUAAUUGUAGUGUGAAAUAAUAAAAAUAAUUUAUGAUAGAAUAUUUUCCGGUUCGAAACACACAAAAAGAAAAAAGAACUUAUUGUCGCGCGCGACAAUGCGGAAAAGAUUGGAAAAGAAUGUUUUGUAUGUUACUUUGUGAUGAUAUAUAAGCGCCGUGAUCUUUAAGCCUUCUCUUUGUGAAUUGUCGGUUUAAACUCGCUGUAUCGAAAACUUUAGAAUAAAUGUUAAGUGAAACCA